Messenger RNA from Aspergillus oryzae RIB40, 1623 nucleotides. RefSeq lists its product as uncharacterized. Lineage: Eukaryota; Fungi; Ascomycota; Eurotiomycetes; Eurotiales; Aspergillaceae. The record is from RefSeq and is a predicted model, not a curated record. The coding region runs from base 1 to 1623 and encodes 540 amino acids. The transcript has 3 exons.
AUGACCAUUCAAACCUGGCAAGAAAAAGCCCACAAAAAGCAAACCACCGCCCUCUCCAAAAUCCCCCCAGAAUGGCGUCUCCCACCCUCAAUCCAAACCCUCCUCACCAACAACCCAAAUCUAAACUGCCUCGACAUUCCAGCGAAAAGCAACCUCCUCACACCCCGCGAGCUCGAAAUCACCAACACCGGAGACGCAACAGCCCUCCUCGCCAAGAUCUCUAAGAAGGAAUACACCUCAGCAGAAGUAACAACCGCAUUCAGCAAACGCGCCGCAAUAGCCCAACAACUAACCAACUGUCUCACGGAGACAUUCUUCGAUGAGGCUUUCGCCCGCGCGAAACAGUUAGAUGAGCAUCUCGCCACGACCGGCAAAACAAUCGGUCCUCUACAUGGUCUACCAAUAAGUUUAAAAGAUUCGUUUAAUGUAGCUGGUAUCCCGUCGACGUUGGGGUUCGUUUCCUUCCUAGAUAGACCAGUCCCAACUAGCAACUCUGCGCUCGUCAAUAUCCUACUCGCUGCUGGUGCGGUGGUAUACGUCAAGACUAAUAUCCCGCAGACUUUAAUGACAGCCGAGUCGCAUAAUAAUAUCUUCGGCAGAGUUUUAAACCCCUACCGGAUCAAUCUGGCAGCCGGUGGUAGUUCCGGUGGAGAAGGUGCGCUAGUUGCGCUCAGAGGAUCGCUAUUAGGUGUUGGAACUGACAUCGGGGGCUCAAUUCGUAUCCCUGCCCUAUGUUGCGGGGUUUUUGGGUUUAAACCCAGUGGAGGGAGGGUUCCUUAUGCCGGACAGACGAGUGCAGCUAGACCCGGACUCACCGGGAUAGCACCUGUAGCUGGACCGUUGUGUCAUUCGGUUCGCGAUGCGGACUUGUUUUUCAAGGUUAUUGCCGAUUCACAUCCCGAGGACGUGGAUGAUCAGAUCCUUGGUCUUCCGUGGUCGAGUCCUAUUGAGCCGAAGGAAUCAUUGACGAUAGGUCUUCUCCCUGAGGACCCGACAAGGCCGUAUCAUCCCAGUAUACUACGCACCAUUUCAACAGCAGUUGAGAAACUGACUGCAGCCGGCCACAGAAUCAUCGAUCUAAGCGGGAAAUGUCCCUCAAUGAAAGAGUUCAGCGAUAUCGCAAUGCAUUUCUUCCAAAUGGAUCCCGACAGAACACCCCUUGGCCACCUCGCAGCAAGCGACGAACCCUGGGUUCCAUCUUUGAAAUAUACCUAUAAUCCCAACGGAACAGAUCCCGAGCCGACACUGCGACAGCUAUAUGACCUCAAUGUUCAAAAGACAGAUACUUCUGCUACAAUAAGGAAAGUCUUCUUAAAUAACGAGCUCGAUGUGAUACUGGGGCCGGGACAUCAGACUUGUGCGCCUGUGCAUGAUACAUUCGGUUUGCCGAUUUAUACGAUGUUGGCUAAUUUGGUUGAUUAUCCGGCGUGCAUUAUUCCCUUUGGCACUGCGGACGAAGUAGCUGAUGCUGGGUUUGUUCGGGACGUGGGAUAUGUUCCUGAGUAUACUCCUAAAGAUGUCGAAGGGGCUCCGUGCCAUAUCCAGCUUAUUGGGAGAAGAUUGAAAGAUGAGCUACUGAUGCAGCAUACUCAGGUUAUCGAGGGUGUCCUGAAGGGUAAGUGA